GCCAAUCUAGUCUCUUUGGUUAUCUCCCCGAUUUAACUCCGAACCACAUUUCAUCUCCUUGUUAAUUAAAAUCCUAAGACUCUCAUUCAGGCAGUAGCUUUCUCGUAUCUUUCACCAACCUUAAAAAGCUUCUCUCACACACCAUCUCAAUCGUCUUCUACGCCACCACUCAGCGAAACUUCACCUUCAACUUCAACUUCAACUUCAACACUACCAAAUUCCCAGAUAGUGUUCAAUUUUUCGGUUGUCGCUCAACAAAAAUGGCUAAAACGGAAGCAAUACUUUCUCCUUAUGCUCAAUUUCUCUAAACUUUUAUCUCAAUCACUCUCUCUCUCUCUCACUCUCUCUCACUCUUCAUCAUCGGCUCCCACGUUUCCUUCCAGCGUUACGUAGUAAGAUUCUGUCUUCGUCAUCAGCAAAACAUGGCAGAACCCGAAACGAAGAAGAAGACAUCAUCGAUAAUGCCAGACUGGUCUCAGCUCCCUGAAGAGCUACUCUACCACAUCUCCACCCAUCUAGAAGAGGAGAACUGUUUCGAUGUAGUUCAUGCUCGCUCUGUUUGCACCCUGUGGCGAUCCGCAUUUCCCUUUCCUUCUUCCCUUUUACGCCAAAGCUAUUCUCUUCCCACAUUCCCUCCUUCAGAAAGCAAAGAGUUGUGCACCUACGAGAAGUUCCCUCUGUUCCUCUUUAGACUCCGAGCUCCUCAUGCUAAUGCUGCUGAGUAUUUUAUGGGAGGGAUUGGCCGAGAUGAGUCAGAGGAGGAUCAUUUGGAGCUGCUUCCGUCUCCUCUUCAAUGCUCAGUCAAAGUCAAGAUUCCAGGAUCUGACACAACCUCGAUGAACAUGCUUGACUGUCAGAUUCUCUCUCUAGGCCAUCAGUACAGAAUGAUUGGUAAGAAGCUUAAUGGCCUGGCUUUUCUUCCGCUAGACAAGGAGGAGGGAAAAAGAGGAGAAUUUGUUGUGCUUCGCAUAUACUCUCGCGGUGCCCCUUUGCUGGUGUUAACAAGUGAGGAAAUGAGGUGGAAGCCGCUUGAGAUCGACAACACUUUGGGUAGUAUAUGCGUGGAUAUAUUCAUUUGUAGAGGAAGGUUCUAUGCAGCUUUUCUUCCUGGACAAGUUUUCAGUAUCGAUCCUUAUUCGCUGGAGGUGACUCUCUUGUUACCCUCACCUCAGCCAGUACACUCGCUGGUUCCAUUUGGCAAUGAUGAACUUUUCCUGGUUGAAACAACCUUCCACAAUCUUGAUGUAGCAGAUAGUAAACGGGUAUCAUGUAGAGCGAGUAGGCUCGAUGAGAAAACCGGUACAUGGGUUGAAGUCAAGGAUUUGGGAAACCGUGUAUUGAUUAUUGGAGGGCUGGGAAAUGUCUCUUUCUCUGCUAAGGAGCUUCCUCUUGGUUGUGGUCUGAAUGGGAACUCGAUUUUGUUCAUUAAUCAGCCAGGCGGUGUAACCUCCGCCUUUAAGUAUGGAGAACCUACGGAAUACUUUGAAGACGAUGUCGAUUGUUGGAGACCCUCUAGGGAGAAUCGUGUGAUCGUCCACAACAAAUCCUUUCCGAUGGUGGCCUUCCAGGCUGUAAAUGCAAGUCUACCAUAGUUAGCCUUGUGGACAUUUGUUGGGGGGUUCUAACUCUUUAAGUAGUCGUUUGGAUUUAAGCUCUAGAAUUCAGUUAUGUUCUUAUCAAAACUUGUUGCAAGCAUAGAGCAGCUUCUAUUCUUGCUUUUGACUCUGUUCAGAGCCUUUUGAUCGUUGUAGAUUUCUUUUCUGUAAGUGACUACAUUCUGGUUUAAAGUAGUGGUGGCAGUGAAUUCGUAGUCAUUGUGUUAUACA
Messenger RNA from Camelina sativa (false flax), 1826 nucleotides. Lineage: Eukaryota; Viridiplantae; Streptophyta; Magnoliopsida; Brassicales; Brassicaceae. The record is from RefSeq and is a predicted model, not a curated record.